AUGGAAGAACUCGAUGAAUUGCGCAACGAGGCGUACGAGAAUGCAAGGAUCUACAAAGACAAAGUCAAGAGGUUGCACGAUAGCCGUAUUGUGCCCAAGAAUCUCCAACCCGGAAUGAAGGUUCUUUUGUUCAACUCAAGGUUGAAACUCUUCCCGGGCAAGCUCAAGUCUCGUUGGAGUGGCCCUUUCAUUCUAAAGGAGAUUCUCCCUCACGGCGCUGUGAUCUUGAGCAAGGAGAACAACGAAGAGACGUUUACCAUCAAUGGGCAUAGGGUGAAGCCCUACUUGGAGCAUGAAGUGGUUGCCGUUGUAGUGGAGUCUCAAGCACUCCACGACCCAACGUUUUGA
Salvia miltiorrhiza (redroot sage) is the source of this 348-nucleotide messenger RNA. RefSeq lists its product as uncharacterized. Bases 1 to 348 code for a protein of 115 amino acids. The record is from RefSeq and is a predicted model, not a curated record. The transcript has a single exon. NCBI's taxonomy places the organism in Eukaryota, Viridiplantae, Streptophyta, Magnoliopsida, Lamiales, Lamiaceae.